GAGCUAACGGAACAACUAAACUUUUCUGUUAGCUUCUUCCGCACACCUGUCAGGCUGCAAACAUCAGAAACUGUUUAAAAAUAUGCUAUAGAAUCACGAUACUAAAAGACGUGUAUAGAAACAAGAUUUCUACGCUGCAGGUCUACAGUAUUUUGCUACCAUGUCUUCUAGGAAGCGUAAAAGGUUGUCCUCCAAAGACAUGAAGUGUCUCUCCUUUCCGAAUGCUGUUGAAAGUGCUCCCCAGAAAAUAGAGAGGAAAACUGCAUCACUCUUAUCCGCCAGGAGCUGGGCAACCUGUGGGGACAGUUUUUUGGACAGCCCGAGCUUAAAGUCUUCAGGGAAAAAGCUGUCUGUUGUGAGGAAGUUGGCACAUGGACCUGCUUUAGUGCAGAGCAGUUCUUAUAGCCUUGAUGAGGACCCAGUGGAUAUCGCCUGGAGCUCUAGUGAUACUGAACCAUCUGAUGAUGAGAAUCGAGUACACAAUCACUCCAAAGCUGUUUCUCAACAGCGAGCACCAGCUCAAAGGCCACGAAGACCGAACACUCUGAUUCAGUCCUACUCAGCUGUUCUCAAAAUGCUCACUGCUGACAAAGAUGAUCUUCCUGCUAUAGAAACAGACAGCGAUCCGGAUCAGUCCCAGGAAGAUGCUGAACAGGACGGCGGGCAACACAUUUCAGACUGUGGGUCGGACUCUCCUGAAGAAAACCCCGUUCUUUGUCCUCUCAGUUCUGAACAUAUGACAGAGCCAGAGAUCUCUGGUUAUGUUUCUGAUGGAGAUGAUGUUCGUGGCACGCUCCCAUCAAGCAAACUGGACUCUGAGGUCUUUCCUCUCCAAACUGGAGAGGGCAGCAAAAGGUCUGUCCAUGACUGGCUAAGAUCUGCGCAGGCAAUGCUGCAGACACCUCAAAAAACUGCUGAAAGGCAAUCCAAGACCCCAGAAGACUCUACCAAAAAGAGAAGGAAGUUUAAAAGUGGAGGUCUGGCAGAGAGGCUGAACAUACUCCAGUGCAGGCAGAGGUCAGCUAUCAGUUUCUGGAGGCACAAGUCCAUCUCUGAGUCCUCAACAGCAACAACCACAACAGUGGACCGGCCUGGUGUGCUUGUGCUCGAGGUGCUGGAGGUCCAUGAAGAGUGUAGCAUGCAACUGGCCCACUGUGAGCCCCCCAGAGAUGGCCACCAGUAUGGAAACGCCGUCUCCGGGGAAACGACUCGGAUGUUGGUGUUAUUCAACAGAGAGACAGCAGCUCAGCUGAUUCCUGCACCAGGAGAUGUCAUCCACAUAUUCCCUCCUUGGCAGAGUCUGUCUAUUGAAGGCUUCAGCUGUCCGCUUAUCCUGAACACACACUUUAGCCAGAAGGUCUCCUCUGCUUCCAAGCCAGAUAAUAGUUCCUCAACAAAGAUUUGGCUCUCUGCUGAGAGACAUGCCCCUUAUUUUUUGGGGAAAAUAUUUGGACUACUGGAUGAAUGCAAGCCCAAAGAUGAAAGCAAUGCAACGCAGCUUGAAGGAUCGAAUGUUCUCUGCAGUUUUAGGACAAGACACUGUCUCUCUCUUCUGGAGGCCAUUGAAGGACUUGGCCAGGCUGGCCAUGUGGAUCAGGAUGUGGAUGUGGUUGUCCAAAGAGUUUACUCCAUCCCUAUGGCAGAUUGUUCUCCUCUGUCCUUUCGCAAGCACAAAGCCUCCCUUCGGUCCUCCACUGCUCCUCCUCCAGCAGAGAAAGGAAAAACCAG
Molecule: messenger RNA, 1728 nt
Organism: Cyprinodon variegatus (sheepshead minnow)
Lineage: Eukaryota; Metazoa; Chordata; Actinopteri; Cyprinodontiformes; Cyprinodontidae
Product: DNA repair-scaffolding protein-like
Exons: 10
Biological process (GO): regulation of establishment of protein localization to chromosome; double-strand break repair via homologous recombination
Cellular component (GO): nuclear chromosome; nucleoplasm
Source: RefSeq, a predicted model, not a curated record